Loa loa (African eye worm) is the source of this 834-nucleotide messenger RNA. RefSeq lists its product as hypothetical. The coding region runs from base 1 to 834 and encodes 277 amino acids. Gene Ontology annotation, molecular function: protein heterodimerization activity. The transcript has 4 exons. NCBI's taxonomy places the organism in Eukaryota, Metazoa, Nematoda, Chromadorea, Rhabditida, Onchocercidae. Gene Ontology annotation, cellular component: epsilon DNA polymerase complex; nucleus. The record is from RefSeq and is a predicted model, not a curated record.
AUGGAAGAUUCUGCUAGUUCAGUAAUUCAUGCUUUACGGACGCAACUACCUGUCACACGUGUCAGAAAAAUAUUUCGACUUGAUUCGAACUGUAUGGCUAUUUCAGCUGAAGCUGUGCAACUUCUCACCCUUGCAACGGAGCGUUUCAUUGGCCUGCUGGCAAAAAUAGCUUAUGGGCAGGCGGUUUUUGACAAACGAAAAACUCUUCAACUAAGAGAUCUUGAAUUUUGUGUAAAGAAUUACGAGCCGUUUAAUUUCCUGGAUGGUACACUGGAUGGAUGGCCGGAAAUUAAUGGAGAGAAACGUAGUCUUGGCAAUGAAUCAGGUAUGGCUAUGGCUGCAAAAAUGUCAGGAGGAUUCUUCUCUCUUGAUGCAGAUACAGAUGCAGAACAAGGAGACUUGAAUGUUGAUGGUCUAAAUGAUGAGAUAUUUGGUUUCGAUGAAUCAUUGGAGGAAAUCGAACCUCCAUUUGAUGGUCAGAUUACUGAAAAGCUGGAUGAUGCUGUAACUGCCAAGAACGCUGGGAUGCUUGCGGAUGUUGUUCCAGAAAGACAAGGCCUUAAGUUAGAAGUUUUUGGCCACUACGGUUAUUAUCGUCCAAUGAAUUCAUUCCUUGCUGUGCCAAUUGAAACUGCUGAUGUUGAAAUAGAAGCUGAUAUGACCCGUACUAAACAGAGAGAAGUGGAAAUGGAAAUUGAUACAUCAGAACAGUAUGAUUCAUCAAAUAUGACUGGAUUUGAAUUAGCAACCGAUAAUGUCGAAGUCUCGCCGAACAUCCAACCUUUCAAUAAUCAGGAUAUCUCUCAGCCACUGGAAAUGUCUCACAGCGGUUAA